This is a messenger RNA of Aureobasidium pullulans EXF-150, 1232 nucleotides long. RefSeq names its product NAD(P)-binding protein. The record is from RefSeq and is a predicted model, not a curated record. The coding region runs from base 93 to 1232 and encodes 379 amino acids. Gene Ontology annotation, biological process: steroid biosynthetic process. The transcript is spliced from 2 exons. Lineage: Eukaryota; Fungi; Ascomycota; Dothideomycetes; Dothideales; Saccotheciaceae. Gene Ontology annotation, molecular function: 3-beta-hydroxy-Delta5-steroid dehydrogenase (NAD+) activity.
UUGCUCGCUCGAACUUUUCUGUCCAGCAAAUCCAUCUCUGCUCCUUCACUGAACAUUCUAUAGGUGCUUCUACAGGCGAAAACUCUUUCGACAUGUCUCAGGACAACCACGAUGAUCAAGUUCGUCCAGACGUGGAUGCAGGCACUGUUUUAGUGACUGGUGGUAGUGGAGGACUAGGCCAUCAAAUCAUCACCAUGUUUUCAACAAUGCGAGAGUCUUCGCGGAUCCAUUCCGUCGAUCUCCGGGCACCUGUCAAACCGCUUGAAAGCGUGCAGUACCACCAGACCGACCUCACGGACGAGAUUGCCAUCCGGACCUUGUUCGACCUGGUCAAGCCUGCGAUAGUCAUACAUUGCGCGAGCCCAAGAUACGACGCGUCGAUGGAAGUCAUGAGAAGGAUCAACGUCGAGGGCACCAAGCUUCUUGUUGACAUUGCGAAGGCAUCCGGAACAAAAGCCUUUAUUUACACAAGCUCUGCAAGCGUAAUCAGCGACGGCAAGACUGAUUUGAAAGGGGCAGAUGAGUCGUAUCCGUUGAUCAUUGGCGAGGCGCAACCUGAGUACUAUGUCAACACCAAGGCUCUCGCAGAAAUGUACGUUCUUUCCCAGAAUCAGCCUACAGGAACGCCACGAUUCCUUACAUGUGCCUUACGCCCCUCCGGCAUCUUUGGCGUAGGCGACUCGUGGGUUGUUCCCGGAAUCCUCGAAGCCUACCAUCGAGGUCAGACUUGGGUCCAACUCGGGGACAACACAAACUUGUUCGAGUUCACGGAAAACACAAAUGUAGCAUACGCUCACGUUCUGGCUACAGCGGCACUGGUAGCAGCCUACGCGAAGGACAACACGACUGUCGCUGAGGACAAAGUGGAUGGUGAAGCGUUUUUCAUCACCAACGAUGAGCCAGUGUAUUUCUGGGACUUCACUCGGACAAUCUGGAAGUAUGCUGGUGAUACAACAAAGCCCGAGCACAUAUGUGUCGUCCCUAGGUCCUGGGCAAUGGGAGUAGCUUUCGUCCUUGAAUGGGUCUACUGGGCGUUGUGGCUUGGCAACCCGCCGCUGACCAGGACCAAAGUGAGGCUGAGUUGCAUGACAAGAUACUAUUCGAUCACAAAGGCAAAACAGCGACUUGGUUACAAACCCGUAGUGGGAAUGAGAGAGGGAUUACGUAGAGCCGUCGAAGAUUGUUUGAGGCGGGAGAUCGGGCUGACCAAAGGUCAUUUGAAGCAGCAGUAG